Phycomyces blakesleeanus NRRL 1555(-) is the source of this 645-nucleotide messenger RNA. RefSeq lists its product as hypothetical. NCBI's taxonomy places the organism in Eukaryota, Fungi, Mucoromycota, Mucoromycetes, Mucorales, Phycomycetaceae. The record is from RefSeq and is a predicted model, not a curated record. Bases 1 to 645 code for a protein of 214 amino acids. The transcript is spliced from 2 exons.
AUGCAUAGUACAAUCAACAACCCACGGAUUUCACCUCAGCCUAGCCUUAAUGGCUCGCCCACUCAUCUACACACGGCUCGUAUAGCCCGAGGAAAGCCAGUAACCAUUUUUGAUGAUGCUUCUGCAAAAGCAGAAUUAGCCCAGCAAAAGGCAAACCAAAUGUGGAUUUCGUCGAAUGAAGACAAUGCUAUUGUUUUUGACAUCACAGAUAGUGGCUUAGACGCUGCCCAGUUUUUUCAGGCCCUAAAGUCCCAGUACCCUAGCAUAGUAGGGGCCCUGGGUCAAGACUGUAGAGAUAGAAAUAUAGCAAUUAUUUCAUUUGACACUAUUGAAGAUGUGCCCAGGGCUUGUUCAGAGGGCGUUGUCAUUGGACAUCAAACUCUCUUAGCCACCCCUACAUUUGGUGGGGAUAGCAACAUCCUUCGCUUACACCUUGAUAAGUUGCCUCUCCGCAGGGCAGAUAAAUUAGAGCCUCAAGUUCAAGAAGUCAUGGGCCAUUUCGGUCGAGUGAUUCAUAUUGGUCUUUAUAUGGACCCUCAGUUUCAAUUGUUUGGGGGCAAAGGCUUUGUCAUGUUGGACACUGCUCCAAAGGAAGGGAUUGAAUACAUUCCCCUAACACACAAGAUUGACUUUUGUGAGGAAUGA